This is a messenger RNA of Brugia pahangi, 624 nucleotides long. The record is from the annotation of a GenBank genome assembly. NCBI's taxonomy places the organism in Eukaryota, Metazoa, Nematoda, Chromadorea, Rhabditida, Onchocercidae.
AUGUCGUUAAUUAUAUCCACUAUUGAUUCAAUGCAUACCACUACUGAAACAACGUUCAUUCCGGUUUUACUAUUAACCUUCCUGAAUUGUCCUUUCUUUGCUGGAUCCGAAAUUUGCUAUCGAUGUGCUAACGAAUUCAUUGUUAUGUAUUGGGGACAUUUUCUCCCAAUUCAAGCAGAUGAUGAAUUGGUUGCCGAUUCGAUAUGUAUAAAAAUUAAUGAAAGAUCAGAAGAAGUACAAUGUGUUGGUCCAUGUUUAACAUUGAAUGUCACCAUUGGUGAAGGUAACAGAACUCGAGUUAUAGGAAUGAUGCGAGAUUGCCAAAAAAAAUAUUACAGUCGGAAUUCGGAUAACGAUAUUGGAAAUCGAAGAUGCCGAAAUCAAACGAUCAAAGUUCGCCAACAUAUGCUGAAUGCUGAAUAUUGCUUUUGUUUGGGUAGUUACUGUAACGGCGAUGGUGAUCGAAUUGACAGGUCAGUGAGUGAAUCCCGGAAAAGACAGAAAUAUACGAAAAUUGGAAAUGAAGGACGGAAUGGUACCAAUAUGAGAUGGUCCUUGUGUGAUGUUCAGUGUUUGAUACUUGUUUAUGUAGUAUAUUUGAAAUUACAUUUGGUUAGUUUGUAG